Messenger RNA from Serinus canaria (Common canary), 993 nucleotides. RefSeq names its product G protein-activated inward rectifier potassium channel 3. Gene Ontology annotation, biological process: regulation of monoatomic ion transmembrane transport; potassium ion import across plasma membrane. Gene Ontology annotation, cellular component: plasma membrane. The record is from RefSeq and is a predicted model, not a curated record. Lineage: Eukaryota; Metazoa; Chordata; Aves; Passeriformes; Fringillidae. The annotation marks the transcript as partial. Gene Ontology annotation, molecular function: inward rectifier potassium channel activity. The transcript has 2 exons.
CCGCCGCCGAUGGCUCAGGACAACGCCGCCUUCUGCGGGGUCCCCGAGGGGGUCCCCACGGGGGUCCCGCCGAGGCCAAGCCCCCUCCCCCGCCCCACCAGGCCCCCAAACGCCGCCCCUGGGGGGCCGGGGGGGGCUCGGCGGCCCGGAAGCGCCAGCGCUACGUGGAGAAGGACGGCAAGUGCAACGUGCAGCACGGCAAUGUGCGCGAGACCUACCGCUACCUGACCGACAUCUUCACCACCCUGGUGGACCUCAAGUGGCGCUUCAGCCUCCUCAUCUUCAUCCUGGCCUACGCCCUCACCUGGCUCUUCUUCGGCCUCAUCUGGUGGGUGAUCGCCUACAGCCGCGGCGACCUGGAGCACCUGGGCGACCACACCUGGACGCCGUGCGUCAACAACCUCAACGGCUUCGUGUCGGCCUUCCUCUUCUCCAUCGAGACCGAGACCACCAUCGGCUACGGCCACCGCGUCAUCACGGACACGUGCCCCGAGGGCAUCGUGCUGCUGCUGCUUCAGGCCAUCCUGGGCUCCAUGGUCAACGCCUUCAUGGUGGGCUGCAUGUUCGUCAAGAUCUCGCAGCCCAACAAGCGCGCCGAGACGCUGGUGUUCUCCUCGCACGCCGUGGUGUCGCUGCGCGACGACCGCCUGUGCCUGAUGUUCCGCGUGGGCGACCUGCGCGACUCGCACAUCGUGGAGGCCUCCAUCCGCGCCAAGCUCAUCCAGUCCAAGCAGACGCAGGAGGGGGAGUUCAUCCCGCUCGACCAGACCGACCUGAGCGUGGGCUUCGAGACGGGCGACGACCGGCUCUUCCUGGUGUCGCCGCUCAUCAUCAGCCACGAGAUCGACGAGCGCAGCCCCUUCUGGGACGUGUCGCGGGGGCAGCUGGAGAGGGACGACUUCGAGAUCGUCGUCAUCCUCGAGGGCAUGGUGGAGGCCACAGGGAUGACGUGCCAGGCGCGCAGCUCCUACCUGGCGGACGAGGUGCUCUGGG